GAGCUGCUGCAGACCCACCCCAGCAGGGCCCGGGGAGGAGGAGGGAGCUGAUCUAAGGGAGGUCCCGAAGCUCCCAGCGCCGCAGCGCGGAUCCGGGGCAGGCCGGGAGAAGAUGGCAGCCGCCGCAGAAGCCAUCGCCUUGCGCCUGGCUCGGCAGGAGGAGGAGAUCCGCUGGUUAACAGCCGAGAUCGGCCGCCUGAAGGAGCAGGAGCCGGGGCGCAGCCCAGCAAGUAGCAGCCCGGAGCUGCACUGGCUGAGGGCGGAGAACGAGAAGCUGCGCUACCGGCUCCUGCACCUUCGGCGCAGCCUGACAGCUGAGCUGGGCCGCGGGGAGCAGCGGGAGCCGGGCCCCGCAGGAGGCGGCAAGAAUACCUCCAAUGCAGGCCUGACUGGUGCCCAAAAUAAGAAGAAAAAGGAGAAGAAAAAAGAAAAUGAAGUUGUGAAUGGGCUUAGGAAUGAGCUGCAGUGUGAGCCAAGCUUCAUAGAAGACAGGCUGAAGCUUUAUGAAACACUGAAAAAAGAGCAUGAUGCCUUGCUUGCUUACAGAGCAGCCAACCAGAGCAAGCCUAUCAAAGUGAUUCUGACUGAUGGUAAAGUAAUUGAAGGGGAAUCUUGGAAAAUGACACCAUAUCAGUUGGCUGCAGGAAUUAGUCGAGGACUAGCUGAUAAUGCAGUAAUAGCCAAAGUGAAUGGUGAAUUGUGGGAUCUGGAUCGUCCAUUGGAGGGAGAUUGUUCACUGGAGCUGCUUACUUUUGAUAACGAAGAAGCUCAGGCAGUUUACUGGCAUUCAAGUGCUCACAUCCUUGGAGAGGCCAUGGAAAGUUAUUAUGGAGGCUGUUUGUGCUAUGGGCCACCUAUUGAGAAUGGAUUUUAUUAUGAUAUGUACAUAGAAGACAGAGGUAUAUCUAGUACAGAAUUCCCUACAUUGGAGAACACUUGUAAAAAUAUCAUAAAAGAGAAGCAGCCUUUUGAAAGACUAGAAGUCAGUAAGGAGAUCCUACUAGAUAUGUUUAAGUACAAUAAGUUCAAAUGUCGUAUCCUGAAUGAGAGAGUUAACACGCCGACUACCACAGUAUACAGGUGUGGUCCAUUGAUUGAUCUCUGCAGGGGCCCACAUGUGAGACACACUGGAAAAAUUAAAGCCUUAAAGAUUUUUAAGAAUUCUUCUACAUAUUGGGAGGGAAAGGCUGACAUGGAAACAUUGCAGAGAAUCUAUGGAAUAUCCUUCCCUGAUAACAAAAUGAUGAAGGAAUGGGAAAAAUUCCAAGAGGAAGCCAGAAAUCGGGAUCAUAGGAAAAUUGGAAAGGAGCAAGAACUUUUCUUCUUCCAUGAUCUGAGUCCAGGAAGCUGUUUUUUCCUCCCCAAAGGUGCCUUUCUUUAUAAUACACUAAUGGAUUUCAUACGAGAGGAAUAUCACAGGCGUAAUUUUACUGAAGUAGUAUCACCUAACAUCUACAACACUAAACUGUGGGAAGCAUCAGGUCACUUGCAGCACUACAGUGAAAACAUGUUCUCAUUUGAUGUUGAGAAGGAAACAUUUGCCCUUAAGCCCAUGAACUGUCCAGGACAUUGCUUGAUGUUCGCUCAUCGCCCGCGCUCAUGGAGGGAAAUGCCUAUUAGAUUUGCAGACUUUGGGGUUCUUCAUAGAAAUGAACUCUCAGGGACUUUGAGUGGUUUGACUCGAGUCAGGCGUUUUCAACAGGAUGAUGCACACAUCUUUUGCACAAUGGAACAGAUUGAGGAAGAAAUGAAAGGCUGUCUGAACUUUUUGAAGUCAGUUUACGCAGUGUUUGGUUUUACUUUGCAAAUGCACCUUUCUACAAGACCUGAAAACUUCCUAGGAGAAGUAGAGAUCUGGGACCAUGCAGAAAAGCAAUUACAAAACAGUUUGAAUGACUUUGGAGAGCCAUGGAAGUUGAAUCCAGGAGAUGGAGCGUUUUAUGGUCCUAAGAUUGAUAUUAAAAUCAAAGAUGCUAUUGGCAGGUACCAUCAGUGUGCUACCAUCCAACUUGACUUCCAGCUACCAAUCAGAUUUAACCUUACUUAUGUGGGUAAGGAUAGUGAUGAUAAGAAAAGGCCAGUGAUCAUUCAUAGAGCUGUUUUGGGUUCAGUGGAGAGAAUGAUAGCUAUUCUAGCAGAAAAUUAUGGAGGAAAAUGGCCUUUCUGGCUCUCUCCUCGCCAAGUCAUGGUUGUCCCUGUGGGGCCUACUUGUGAAAAAUAUGCUCAGCAGGUUUGCCAUGAAUUUUUUGAAGCAGGAUUUAUGGCUGAUGUUGAUCUAGAUCACAGCUGCACAUUAAACAAGAAAAUAAGAAAUGCACAGCUUGCACAGUAUAAUUUUAUUUUAGUGGUUGGAGAAAAGGAAAAAGUGAAUAAUGCUGUCAAUGUGCGAACAAGAGACAAUAAGGUUCAUGGAGAGAUUUUGGUAACGUCUGCCAUUGAAAAACUAAAGAAACUGAAGAAAUCACAUGCUUUAUCUGCAGAGGAAGAAUUCUGAAAUUGCUGCUAACUGGGAGCCAUGUUAACCCUAAAGGAAGCCAAUUAUUUUUCCUCCUCUCUCGAAUACUGUUGUGCUUAUUUGCAAGGUCUUUGAAUUGAUGAACAAAAAUGUAGCUGAUGUGGGUGCUUUUGGGAUAGUGUGAAGGACAGAUGCAAAUCUUGGACUCCUCUAGCAAUCACAUGAAUCCAUAGCAACUGGAAAAUUCCAAUUAGGAAAAAACCCUACACCUGUGCUACAAAAUGUAUUGUUUCUGCUAUAUAAAUAAAGCUGGGGCUCCAUUACAGUGAUCAAGAGAAAAAACACUGGAAAGCGUACUUGCUGCUACUGCUAAAAAACUUAAUCAGAUAGUCAGAAGGUAGCUAUGUAACUUACUUGUCUUGCAUCAGAAACUUGGCAGCUUGUAGAUGAAAUUAAAAUGCUCCUCAUAUAUUUGUUUUGACCUCAGUUUUCUCAAAUAUUUUUGUUUGGGUCCUGCCUAGUUCCUACUGAACUAAUGUCUACAGGCUACACACAUGUUGGUAGUAUUGUUGUAAGUCUCAGCAGCAAAGACAGGCACUGAAUGGGCAUUAUGAUUGAAUAACCAUUUAUUUCAAAGGUGACCACCUAGAGAGAGGUUGAAUUAUACUGCCUAAGCAAUGUAGGGAACAUAGGUUGUUGGCUGUAGGGUUCUUGUUCUGUGAAUACAUGGAAAAUCUCCAUUUCCAGUGCUGUAAACUUGGCUCCUUUCACAAGUACUAAAUUCACUUAGAAAAGACUUAAAAACAAAACAAAACCAAAAAAACCCCAAACCCAUAGAAUGCAUUGUGGUGUUUUCUGCUUUGUUUGGGAUAUGGGCAUUAGAAAAAAAUGUUGAAAAAUCUGUUUCAUGUAAAUUUCUUUAAUUAUUUUAUCUUUACAACAGAGUUUAUUGGAAACAUCAGCCUAGUUGUAUGUUGAAUCUAAAUUUGUACUUUUAAUUGCUCCAUUUUGUAAUUAGAUUAAAAAGUUUACUCUUCCUGGCAAUUGAAUAAAUCUUCACUAGAACAAUCUGUUUAGAGAUGUUUAUUCUCUGUACAAGUCUAUGCUCUAAUUUCAUGUUUUUUUUGUACAGUUGUUUCAGUAAUGUGGCUUGUCUAAUUUUUGUACAACUUGAUAUUAAAUAGCACUAAACCAAUUGUCUGAAACAAACUAAAUUAGGUACACUGACUUACAUAAUUAGUUUCCUGACAUCUUAAAAAAUAAAGCAAAAAGUAGGAUUUAAUGUAUAAGUAUUUUACUUAAACAGAAAAUUCAAAGUUAAUAACCUUCUGUGUGACAUUUGUGCACCUUUGAGUCUACUCUUUGGGCCCAGUCCUGGGAGUCCCUGAACAUGCAAAAUUGCCUAUACUAAUCUGGCCCUUGAAGAGCAGGACGUAAUUUCAUCUAUAUAGAAAGAGUCAGUGUCUUAGAGUAGCACAGGUGUAUGACAGUGGUGUUGUGCUACAACUGGAGAAGAAGCAGCCGUAAUGGAGUACAAUAUCACAAAAAUACGUAAUUAAUUUUAUAGCAUUCAAAAAUCUUCUGUUACAGACAGGAAGACAUGAUUUCUGUCCUGAAAAGCUUACAAUCUAAUUUCAGUAUGAUGCAAUAAAUACUUUUUUUUUGUUAAUUUAAUCAAAGUAUGUAAUAUUGACAUUAGUCUAGCAUGAAGCAUAGUUUAAAACCUGUGGAAUUUGCUGUGUUCAAAUGGAUGUUAUAAAAAUAUUACUAAGCAAAUAUAUAAAGUGGUAUUUUGGAAAUAUUCAUCUGUUACUAAUGAUGUCUACAGUAAUGGUUUUCUUGCUGAUCUGUGCAAUGCCUUUAUCUUCAGAUCCUCUUUAAAGAUGUAUAUUUUCUUCCUAA
Caretta caretta (loggerhead turtle) is the source of this 4357-nucleotide messenger RNA. RefSeq names its product threonine--tRNA ligase 1, cytoplasmic. Gene Ontology annotation, biological process: threonyl-tRNA aminoacylation. Lineage: Eukaryota; Metazoa; Chordata; Testudines; Cheloniidae. The record is from RefSeq and is a predicted model, not a curated record. Gene Ontology annotation, cellular component: cytoplasm; mitochondrion. Gene Ontology annotation, molecular function: ATP binding; threonine-tRNA ligase activity.